AUGGUCCGUAUCGCCGGUGCGUCACUGGCGUCUUUGGCCUUGACAGCGGCUACAGUCGCAGUCACAGGCGCUUCUGCGAAAACCAGUCUCUACCUCUCUCCUGCCCACAACCUCGCCGCUGCUCCCAUCAGCGUCAAUGCAGAUGAGGCGCACCGCAUUCUUUCGCACCACAUUGAUAUUGGCGAUGCUUCAGAAUUGGACGACUCGGCGACAUGGGCACAUGUGCUGCGCAGCAACAAGCACGGUGACGUGCAGAUCGAUCAGCGCACUAUGGUCGAGCGCCUGUUUGACGGUCAUCAGGAUGAGCAGAAUCGUUUGCUGGUACUCAUGCAUGGAUCUGCGUAUGAGGAUGUGAUCCCGAACGGAGUCCAUGCCACGCACAGCAUCGACAGUGCGCCCAGCUCCAGUUCUUUCGAUGCUCUGUUUGACAGCUACAUGUCCAGUGCUUCGCGAGCGCUCAAGGCGUCCGAGUCGACGCUCUCGCACCUCACCGGAAGCUUCCUGGACGGCUUCAGCGCCAGCCUUGAGUGGUUGACCUCAAAGUCUGAUAAGGUCACAGCGACAUGGUCUCAACAGGUAGCUUCAUUCAAGUCGUCAACAUUCGACAAGCUCGAGGACGAGCUGCGAUCGGCCGAAGCAUUGCUUGCCAAGUUGAAGACGAGCAAGCCCGAGUCGGCAACGCAGGACCUGACAUUGCAGCCUUUGCGCUUCUCUGGUCUCCGGAAUGUGGAGAUUACCUACGGUACCGACAGUGCCGAGUAUCUGAAGGCCAAGGAGCUGGUCCGCGCUGCUGUCGAGCAAGUUACCUCGCUCUUCCAGACUCGAUCUGAGGAGCAAGGCCGUGCAGCCUCGAUUGCGUUUGUCGUCACCGAUACCGUCGACAGUGAUGCUUCCCGCCUACUCGUCAAGCGGUCGUCGGAUGUACUGCAUCCCUUCCUCGAACGCCCCUCUGAGCUCUCAUAUGACGCCGCCGUCCGCCAAGACGCUUUCGUCUCCGAGAAGCCCUCCUCGCGUCCAUCGCCUCUGCCCAAGAACCUCGCAGGCACCUGCUUCACGUCGCAGUCUUCGCUCGAAACGGCCACCAACAACUGCUCGGGCCACGGCAAGGCUGUCAAGACGAACAAGGGCGGAAAGCCUUGCUACCGCUGCCAGUGCAAGCCUACCGAGCAGCGCAAGGGCAAAAAGACCUAUUGGGCAGGUGCAGCGUGUGAGAAGAAGGAUGUCAGCACCGAGUUUGUGCUGCUCGCUUCGAGCGUGCUGUUGCUCGGGCUGAUCGCGCUGGGAAGUGUUUACUUCUUGUACGCACAAGGCUCAAGUGACCUGCCUGGUACUCUCGCUAGUGUGACCAUCAACCUCAAGUAG
Mycosarcoma maydis (corn smut) is the source of this 1362-nucleotide messenger RNA. RefSeq lists its product as uncharacterized. The transcript has 2 exons. Gene Ontology annotation, cellular component: endoplasmic reticulum. Bases 1 to 1362 code for a protein of 453 amino acids. Lineage: Eukaryota; Fungi; Basidiomycota; Ustilaginomycetes; Ustilaginales. The record is from RefSeq and is a predicted model, not a curated record.